Messenger RNA from Closterium sp. NIES-65, 1425 nucleotides. NCBI's taxonomy places the organism in Eukaryota, Viridiplantae, Streptophyta, Zygnematophyceae, Desmidiales, Closteriaceae. The record is from the annotation of a GenBank genome assembly.
AUGGCGGGCCCUCGCUCCUCCCAACGAUCGACCGUCUCCUCCCGCUCCACCACCCCCCACGCCGCAUCUUCCGGCACAAACUCCGGCGCCAAUUUCGGCGGAUCCUCUGCUUCCGCGUCCCCAUCCUUCCUCUCCCGCGCGUUUCCCGCGUUGGCAGCGUCGCUUCUCGCGCUAACGGCUGUCGUCUUUGCGUUCACCUACUCGAGGCCGUCGCUUGGGCGAUGCGACGUACUCCAGCUGCAGCUCAUGGGACGAAAGCAGGGAGACGAUCUGGGGAAGCACCUGAAAGUGCUGGAGAAGCAGAUGAAUUACAACAAGAAACUCGUGGGAGCACUACAGGCAUCUCUCGCCAAGUUGACUGCUGCUGACUCAGCAGCGGCGGCAGAGGCCGACACGUCAACGCCUGCUGACGUGGCAAUCCCUGGGAACGCCAGCACGCGCCAGCUGGUCGAGCUGGCAGCGCGACAGGUGGCGGAUGAAGUCCGGGCAUCAAUGGAGGAAACGGACCUUGCACGUUUGCGGGACGUCAUAGGAGCUACAGUGCGCAGAACAGGCAAAUGGACCGCCGCCCUUGCCGCCCGCUCCUGCCCCCAAUGCCCCGACUGCUCCCUCACUCCGCCGUCCACAAUCGGCCCCGUCUGCACUGCGCCGGGAUUCUGUGGGAUGCAGCGCAGGUCGUGGGAUGGGGACAAGGCUAGAAGCACGUUGCUGGAUACCAGGGCAGAUCAGCAGGUGGCAGAGGGGGGGAAGGGGGGUGGUGGGGGGAGAAGGAGGAGAUUGACAGGUGGUGUUGAUACAGAUGGGGGGAGAGGAGGAGGAGAAGGAGUGGAUCAGUCAUUGUAUGGGGUGGAGGGAGGGGAGGUGGAGGGAGGGGAGGUGGAGGGAGUGGAGGUGGAGGGAGGGGAGGUGGAAGGGGGGGAAAUGGAGGAGUGGGAGGUUCCUCAGGAGGAGCUGGAAAAUGGAGGAGAGGAGGAGAGUGUGAGUGAGGGUGUCGGGGAGGACGAGAGGAGGGCGGGCGGCAGGCGGCGGCUGCUUAUGUCGCGAGACGAGUGGCCGCGGGUGACUUAUCUGUUCCGAGGCAAGAUGGCUCAUCAGAGGCACCCGGAGGAGAACGCCACAGAGGAGCGGGAUCUGAACAACAAGUUUCUCGAGUCGUUCAAGCAGCCAGGGGGGCAGCAGCCUGACUUCCUCAUCAUGAGCAUUGGGGCACACGAGGUCAUCGGGUGGAAUCGCCGCCCGCCUCCAGAUCUGGAUGUGGCGACGUUCAAGAAAGACACAGAGGAGCUGCUGCAGCUGCUGAGAGGGAGCUACAACCGGGAGAAGGGCAUGCUGCUGUGGUGGAAGGCACACUAUAUUUGGCCCGGCAAGGUUACUGGACAAGACUAUUUCACAUUUACAACACUAGGUUUUGCACUGAUACCGUAG